This is a messenger RNA of Desarmillaria tabescens, 963 nucleotides long. Its product is annotated as SEP-domain-containing protein. Lineage: Eukaryota; Fungi; Basidiomycota; Agaricomycetes; Agaricales; Physalacriaceae. Bases 1 to 963 code for a protein of 320 amino acids. The record is from RefSeq and is a predicted model, not a curated record. Gene Ontology annotation, biological process: membrane fusion; nuclear membrane reassembly; Golgi organization. The transcript is spliced from 7 exons. Gene Ontology annotation, cellular component: cytosol; nucleus. Gene Ontology annotation, molecular function: ubiquitin binding.
AUGCCAUCGCCGCAAUCCUUCGGCGGCGGCAGUGGUGGUCGAGAUUCGGAUGAAGACGACGAGGAUGGCCCAGGCGAAGACGGUCAAAGUUGGUUCGCCGGUGGAGAGAGAAGUGGAAUAUCUAUCCAGAAUCCCGACCGGGGUAGAGGAGUUCCAGGCGGUAACAUGGUGCGCGAUUUGCUACGUCGGGCGGCCGAAGCCGGCCCGCCACCUGUGGCGAUGGGAUCUGAACAGAGAGCUCAUGUAUUUACUGGUGGCGGACACACGCUAGGAAGUGACGAAGUACCAAGUACUUUCAUUCCUGACCCGGAUGCUGAGGAGAAUGGCGUAGAUGGUACAGAAGAAACCGCUAUCCGUCACCUCACCUUUUGGAGAGACGGAUUCACUGUUGAGGAUGGCGACCUCAUGCGAUACGAUGAUCCGAACAAUGAACAGAUCUUGGCGGAAAUCAACUCUGGCCGCGCGCCACCAUCUAUCCUUAAUGUGCUCCCGGGCCAGCCAGUUGAACUCCGCGUUGCUAAGCACACCGAUGAAGAUUAUGUAGCACCUAAACGUACUGGCUUUUUUGGGAGUGGUAACCGCCUCGGGGCUCCUGUACCGGGAGGGGAGGCUUCACAUGCAUCUAGUUCAUCGAUGCCAGGAAGCUUUCCGUCCUCGUCUUCCCCCGCUCCUUCCUCUGAGCCUACCCGUGAAAGUAUCUCCACCAAGUUUGAAGUCGACCAAUCAAAACCGACUACGAGUAUUCAGAUCCGUUUGGCUGAUGGAACGAGAAUGGUUUGCCGCAUGAACUUGACACACACAGUCCUUGACAUUCGCAAUUUCAUCAAUGCAUCUCGCCCUGAAAAUCUCACAAGGCCGUACUCUAUCGGGACGACAUUUCCGAAUCGCACCCUUGACGACAACGCACAGACAGUUGAGAGUGCAGGACUGUUGAAUAGUGUCAUCGUUCAAAGAUGGGUUUAA